GGUAGUCAAGGACCCACCGGAGCACCUGGACCAGCAGGACCCGUCGGUGCUCCAGGUCUCGCCGGAGAGAUGGGAGCCAAGGGACCCGAGGGAGCCGUGGGACCAGCUGGCGAGAAAGGGAAGGAUGGAGAGCAAGGACCGCAAGGAGCUCCAGGAGUUGAUGGUGGUAAAGGAGAGGCUGGAGAUGUGGGAGAGAAAGGACCAAUGGGUCAUCAAGGACCAACCGGAAUUUCAGGAGCACCUGGCAAACAAGGAAAAGCCGGAGACAAAGGAGCCCCAGGUCCCGCAGGUCCCACCGGAGCUCCAGGACCAGCUGGAGUCAGAGGAGCUCCAGGAGACAAGGGAGAACCCGGAGAUGUUGGAGGCGAUGGCGAGAAGGGAGUUCAAGGUCACGAAGGGCCAGCUGGACCACAAGGUGCCAAAGGUCCCCAAGGAGAUGAUGGUGAUGAGGGAAAAGCCGGUCUGCAAGGACAGCCCGGCCCUGCUGGUGACACCGGUGAGCCGGGAGAUAAAGGACCACAGGGAGCUCCUGGCCCCAAAGGUAGAACUGGAUCUCCAGGCAAAAUGGGAGCACAGGGUGCCCGUGGUACUCCAGGAUCUAUAGUUUUGGCUGAGGGUUCUGCUCAACCAGGAGAUGAAGGACCACAAGGUUUAACUGGAGAGGCUGGACCACAAGGACCCCAGGGGAAUAGAGGGCCAACAGGACCAAUAGGCAAACCAGGUCCCGCUGGAGUUGUUGGACCAACUGGACCUCAGGGAGAGAGAGGUGACACGGGAAACCAAGGACCAAGAGGUGUAGCUGGAGGUGCAGGACCAAAGGGAGAGAGGGGAGCUCCAGGUCCCCAGGGUAGGGAAGGCCUAAUCGGUGCCCCUGGAUCAAAAGGACCAAAGGGGGGAACUGGAGAGGCUGGACCACAGGGACCUCAGGGACCGGCUGGAGCUCCAGGACCCGCUGGAGAUGCUGGACCUCAAGGACCAAGAGGAGCUCCAGGAAAACAAGGGCCUAAGGGUUUCCGAGGUGAGGAAGGACCACGUGGUGAGUCUGGUUUACCUGGUGCUGCUGGCGAAGACGGCAAAGAUGGAGAGAGAGGAGAGAGGGGAGAAGUCGGAUUGCCAGGCCCAGCAGGACCUCAGGGUAAAGCAGGUCAAGAUGGAGACAAAGGAGAGUCUGGCGUUGUUGGAGCUGUUGGUCUUCCAGGUGCCUACGGAGCAACAGGAGCUAAAGGAGAACCAGGCGCUCACGGAGACCAGGGUGACAAAGGUGACAGAGGUUUGCCAGGUGACCAAGGACCUCAAGGAUCUCAAGGAGCUCCAGGAGAAAAAGGACCCGAGGGCGUUCCAGGAAAAGAUGGACCACAAGGAGCUCCAGGUAAACAAGGAGAAAGAGGACCAACUGGUCCAGCUGGACAAGUUGGUGCACCAGGUCACGUUGGACCUCAGGGAGGAGUUGGAGCCCCAGGUGCUCAAGGUCAACCAGGAGAGAGAGGAGAAAGGGGCGAACAAGGUCCCACAGGAGCUCAAGGACCAGUUGGACCAGCUGGACCUCAGGGCAAACAAGGUGAACACGGCGCUAAAGGAGAGAAGGGAGAGGCAGGAGAUAAGGGCGAGCCAGGAUUCCAAGGUGUGACAGGACUUCCAGGACCAAGAGGACCACAAGGAGAAGCCGGCUCUGCUGGAGCACCUGGACCAUCUGGAGCUGAUGGAGCCAGAGGAGAACCAGGACCUCGUGGAUCGCCAGGUCUGCCAGGUAAGGAUGGACAUGCUGGAGUCCCAGGCGGAGUGGGACCUAAAGGACCAGUCGGAAACACGGGAAGAUCAGGACCGGUUGGGCCGGCAGGACCUCCAGGCCCUGAUGGUGAAGACUACCACGUGUCCUCCGCCAUGGGUUACGUUGCCUCCCAGUACAAGGGACCUUCCGGAUACCAAUAUGAUGAGCCUAAACAAGAGACACUGGAGAGACACAGAAACUUCGGCAGAAUUGGCAAGCUGAUCGACUUAGUUAAACAAACGCUGGGAACAAAAGAAUCGCCAGCCAGAACAUGCAGGGACCUUUUCCUUGCCCACCCAGACUUCACGAGUGGUAUGUACUGGGUCGAUCCCAACGAGGGAAUCGUUGACGAUGCCUUCGAAGCCUACUGCGACAACGAGAACAAAGCCACCUGCAUCAACGCCAAACAACAAUCUAUCGACAAAGCCACAUGGUACACUGGACCAACCAAGAAGACUUGGUUCGGUGAAGAAAUCAGAGAAGGCAGCACCCAGAUCACCUACCAAGCCGCUCUUCCUCAGAUUCAAUUCUUACAAGUUCUCAGUUCUCACGCCAAACAAACCUUCACAUACUUGUGCAAAAACUCAGUCGCUUACAUGGAUCCAGAAUCGAGCACCGACAGUGCAAUCGUUUUCUCGUCUGCUGAUGAUGAGGAACUUGGCCCACUCGGCAGAAACCGCUACUCCGUUAAACUCGACGAAUGCAAAAACAAAUCUUCGUCUUGGGGGAAGACCAUCUUCGAGUUUUCAACAGAGAAACCAAACCACCUCCCAGUUGAAGACUUCGCUCCGUCAGACAUCGGUGCCGACGAUCAAGCCUUUGGUCUCGAAAUCGGACCAGUUUGCUUCUCGUGAAUCAGUCAUCUGCUUGAUUAGUUGAUUGGUAUAUCGACCGAUUGGCUGAUAUACCAGUUGAUUUAUUAAUUGUAUACUGAUUUUUAUUUGUCCACCUUUAAUUAAAAUUACACAUAGGACUGUUUGUUUGGUGUAACGAUUAAAUGAAUAAAUAUAAAGAGGGUUCUAAAUAAAUUUCUAAUGAUGAAUGAUCGAUAGAAGAGAAGAUUGCAAGCCAUCACGGAUAACCACUGUUGAUUACGUUGUUGAUUUGAUUAUUUAAUCUAAUUUUUAAUGGUUUGGAACAUGUGAAAAUAAAGUACUAAUACAAUA
Molecule: messenger RNA, 2934 nt
Organism: Helobdella robusta
Lineage: Eukaryota; Metazoa; Annelida; Clitellata; Rhynchobdellida; Glossiphoniidae
Exons: 29
Coding region: 70-2622 (850 amino acids)
Molecular function (GO): extracellular matrix structural constituent
Source: RefSeq, a predicted model, not a curated record